UACCCCAUUAUCUCAUUGUCUUCCGAGACAUCUCCGAGUCGAACCGAGACGUAAACUGACGAGACUGACGCGAUCGUCAUUUUCCGAUUAUUUAUCGAUUGAUCAUCGGAAAAACUUUGUUAUUUGUUACUAUGACAACAUGUCAAAGGGGAAGCAGCAUCAUAACAAGAUGGCGGUCGGCGAAGAAAGCGGUCUAAAACGCGUUGAGCAGCUUAUAAAGACAGCUAUAGCUUUAGGAAACACUACAAUUGACUUAGGAAGUAAAAAUCUUACAGAAAUACCAUCUGAGAUUCUAGACUUACCGCAAUUGGAGUUUCUGUAUUUGGAGGGAAACAAAAUAACGGCUUUUCCUGAAGGAUUCUUUGAGAAUCUACCUAAUCUAAAAUGGUUGGACGUGAGAAAUAAUCGUAUCAGUGAAAUACCAACUUCAGUAGGAUCACACAGAUGUCUAAGGAAUCUUCUUCUUGAAGGAAACGAAAUUAAAGAACUUCCUCUAGAGCUAGGGUUUGCUAAAUGUUUAAGUGGCUUAAAUCUGACAUCGAAUCCCUUGGAGAUGCCUCCCUCGCAAGUUCUAGAGAGAGGAACACAGGAGGUAUUAAAGUUUCUCAGAGAAAAGUAUGCAGAAAAAAUGGGUCUUAAUGGCCAGGAAAGUUUCUUGAAAGAAGUGUCGCAGUCCUCAAGUGAAGAAGAUUUGGGCUAUGGCAGCAGAGAUUAUCAAAUUGCCAUUGUCCCUGAUGAAGAAAAAGAGCUGGUUAAAGAUGAAGGGGUGAAGGUUGAAAGGGUCAAACUGCCACCGAUAUUCCAGGCAGCAGCAGAAAGAUCACGGAAUAGAACUUUCCACGAAAACGAGAAUGUACUGAGAGGACUAAAAUCCAAGCAAUUUGAGCCCAAUACAACUAAAAAUAAUUUUCAAGUUAGUGAACCAGAGGUUAGUUUAAAAUCUCCUAAGAGACAGAGGAAGGAGAUACCAAGAGGAAAUUCACCACAGAAAGAAUUAUUUGCAUCACUGGAAGAAAGAAAAAGAAAGGACAAUUUCAGUGGUGCAAGGAGUAAAAAACAUAGUGACUCUAGCAUCAGGCAAAGCUUAGAGUCACAGAAAUCAGAACGAAAAGCUGAGCAUGGUGCAAAACCAAGUGUACAUGCUAAGCAUGCUAAGAGAAGAAAGUCAAGAGGACAAAGCCCCACUAAGAAUACUGAACAGAAUUUCAAAACAAAAGAUAGCAAGCCACAUCAUUUAGCAUUGAGCCAUGAUACUCAAGCUGUAAAUCAUAAGCCAUCUCAUCGCAAGCCAGACAAUCCAUUUAUUGAGACACAAAACAGCAGUGAUAGAGACAAUACGAUAAAAGAAAUCACUUUGAAAACCAGUGACAUGAAUGUGGAUGAGAGAAUUGCCAUGCCACAAAACUAUCAAGAGACAAGCAAAAAAAUUCAUCCUGGUGAAAUAGAAAGUGCAAUACAUGCUCCGUUCUCGUUAAAGCUAAAUGAAGGUGAUUUCAUAGCAAUCCAAGUGCCUGACAAGCUCUACAUAAAGGGGCAGCCAUGCUUGGGCAAGAUAACCUCCACAGCUGACAGACUUGGAUUAUUGACAGUCCACUACUACACAGGGAUAUAUGAUGGGUGCUGGCGACCUAUGAUGAGUAGGACAAGCCCCUAUCUGAGAAAAGUUCCUGAGGCUAGCGUGCUGUGUAAAUUCAAAUUAUCUAGUGAUGGCAGGAUGAGUCCUAUCACUAGGAACAAAGUGAGAAAAAUCAUUGAUGGCGAAUGAAGUUUACAAGAGAAUUGUAUUCACAGUGAUAAACGAAUUCCAAAGAAUUCCAUCACUAUAACAUGCAUGCAUGACUUCCAGACCACCUACUCUAUAAGAUGUGCUUUUUACAGUCUUUCUAGAUCUACUCUGUAAAAAUGGAUAUUAGUUGCUGCAAAUUAAUAUUUUUAAAAAGUAUUUUUUAGCAUUCAACAGACUUUAUUUAUGAGCAUAAGACAAAUACUGUAAUAUCUUUAGAAAUCGUUGGAUAUUGAUACAGUAUGAUUGAAAAAUUUAUAUAGAUAUUUUUAUUGAUAUUGUAGAUAGGGCAUAUAAACAUAUUAUAAUUUCAUUGUAUUUUUAUGAGCACUGAGCACCAAUAAAUAAUUAAUAUUAUAGAAGGCAGAAUGUGUAGUUAUUUAGCUAAUAAUAUCCUGCAUUUUCCAUGUGCACUUAGCCUUCUCCCUCACCCAUCAAAAAUAAACAACUCAGUGGUAAGUAUUGACUUCUAGAGUAACCAAUAAAGCUCCCAGAAAAGUACAGACUUAUUGAUAUUUUCUCAUGUGUACAUUGAUUACAACAUAAAACAGUAUGGAUUAAGUCAAAUCCCAUAACAAAAUGAUAUAUGC
Molecule: messenger RNA, 2373 nt
Organism: Actinia tenebrosa (Australian red waratah sea anemone)
Lineage: Eukaryota; Metazoa; Cnidaria; Anthozoa; Actiniaria; Actiniidae
Cellular component (GO): cytoplasm
Molecular function (GO): protein binding
Source: RefSeq, a predicted model, not a curated record